UAUGCAGCGUCUCGAGCCAACCGCCUCUCCGUGCCUAUUGCUGAAACGCUCAUUGGCUUCGUGACUGCGCUUCCUGUCAUAUCUGGUAUCCUCCUCGAGUGCGGCUACGAUCUGACGCGCCGCAAAGAACGUCGUGCUCAUAUGCAGCGUGGCGAGAUCCAACGCCCGCCCUUUGUGAUCGUCGCCAACUUCAUCAUCUUCAUCUAUUCAACAGUGGUCAUCACGCUGCUUGGGACGCACGCAGCUCCACCUUCUCAACUGAACUGUGGACUGCGACAACAAUGGCAAUCCUUGUUCCGCCUAAAAGAUGCUACUUCGAUCAAGGCGAUCCAAAACCAAUACAAUUGCUGCGGUUUCGCCAGUCCAACGGAUAUGGCUUGGCCAUUCCCAAGUGCAAGCCACCAUGCAGACGAAUGUAAAACUUUGUUUGACAGAACGAGUGCCUGUCUGGGGCCUUGGAAAGCCGAGGAGCAACAUAUUGCAGGAUUGCUGAUGGGAGUCGUGGGUCUUGUGGCAGUCUGGGCAUUCGCAAUCGUUGCUGUUCCGACUCAGCGCGAAUCUUGGCUUCACAAAGUGGUUCCAGGGCAAAUCUCAGACUUCAUCGCCCGCGAAGAGCAUGGCAACACAGGCGAACGACGCCGUAUCAACUACCUCCCAGACACGAACCGCUACUCAGACCGCAUCGAAGAAGAAGCCGAUGAAGCAUCCCCACUCAGCCCAGAGACCCGGCGUGCGCUCGAGCAAGGCCGUGCACAGGUUGGAACGGGUUUGCCUGGAAACGUUGCGAUGGACGCACCUGCAACUAAUGAAUGGGCAAGGGGAUAA
This is a messenger RNA of Boeremia exigua, 825 nucleotides long. RefSeq lists its product as uncharacterized. The transcript is spliced from 2 exons. The annotation marks the transcript as partial. NCBI's taxonomy places the organism in Eukaryota, Fungi, Ascomycota, Dothideomycetes, Pleosporales, Didymellaceae. The record is from RefSeq and is a predicted model, not a curated record.